AUGCUAAUUGAUUUACCCAUUGAUAUUCAAAAAUUUAAUAAACCUGUUUUAUCUGAUGUUGAAGAAUUUCAAGUUGAACUAGUAGAUCCUGAAUAUAAACAGGCAGUGUUCAUUUUUCACGUGCGCAAAAGUGAAUUAUCAUUGUCAGAAAUUGAGCCGUUUGAAGAUGAAUUAGUUAAUGAGAAUGACGAAUUUUUUAAAAUCGCAUGUUUUACAUCCUGUUUUAAUAUAAAAAAUAUAGUUUAUUCUAGUAUUCAAGAACAGUUACCAUAUUGUACAACUUUAUUGCAUCGUUUAUCUAAAAGAAAAAAAUGUGACUAUAUUCAUAAUCUUUCUAAUGGAAAUAUUGAUCAUGUUUGUAUUGGAACACACAAUCAUCCGCCACCUCAUCCUGAAAAAAUUCCUGCAGAUAUAAAAGCAAAUCUUCAAGCAUUAAUUAAUCAA
Molecule: messenger RNA, 444 nt
Organism: Dentiscutata heterogama
Lineage: Eukaryota; Fungi; Glomeromycota; Glomeromycetes; Diversisporales; Gigasporaceae
Source: the annotation of a GenBank genome assembly